Sciurus carolinensis (gray squirrel) is the source of this 2559-nucleotide messenger RNA. It is a transcript of the gene St6gal2, whose product is annotated as ST6 beta-galactoside alpha-2,6-sialyltransferase 2. The transcript has 6 exons. The coding region runs from base 735 to 2321 and encodes 528 amino acids. Gene Ontology annotation, molecular function: sialyltransferase activity. The record is from RefSeq and is a predicted model, not a curated record. NCBI's taxonomy places the organism in Eukaryota, Metazoa, Chordata, Mammalia, Rodentia, Sciuridae.
GGCCCGGAGGCGCCGCCUCGCCCCGGGGCUCUGGAUCUCGGUUCUUUCAGCUGCCAGCGCCACCGGCUCCACCGCCUCGCUACCCGAAACAAUGAAGCGCGCGGCGCGGAGCUGAGCGCAGCCCUGCACUGGCUCCGAGGCCGAGCCCCCCCACCGCGCCCCACGGCUGCCGCCUCCACAGAGCAGCGCUGGCCGGGAAAGGUGAUCCCGCAGGCCGCCCGGGAGUGCAGGGUAGCUGCGAGCCCCGGGGUGGCACGAGGAGGUGGCGGGGGCAGCACCAGCAGGAUUGGAGCCGCGCGCCAGUCGCCCGCAGCCUUCAAGUUCCGCGGCGCGCGUCUGGCGCCCCCGCCCUGGGUCCGCGCUCCAUAGGGCGUUCGUGUGAGUGUGAGAGCGCAUGGCGCGCGCGCCCGAGCGGCGGCCGGGGAAUAAAAUGUGAGACGCACGUCUCGGACUUCAGCGCCGCGCUUCUCCGGGAGCGCCGAGGUGUGGAGGCGCGGCGUGGGGAAAAGGUUAGUGAGGGACUGCGUGGGGAUCCGGCGCUGGGCCGACGUCUUUCCCGGUGUGCCUGCAGCGUGUGCGCUAUUCAGCACGGAGUUAGACUUCAGCGACAAGCAGACAGACCUGUGUGUGCGGACCUUUGAGGGUGGUUUGGGGAGAAGCAGGACAUUCGGGAGAGGAUUCCUCCCACCUCCCUGUGCUUCUGAACACCCAGCCACUGACCCCAGAGAUCUGCCAUGAAACCACACUUGAAGCAAUGGAGACAACGAAUGCUCUUUGGAAUAUUUGCGUGGGGGCUCCUUUUUUUAGUGAUUUUCAUCUACUUCACUGACAGCAACCCUGCUGAGCCAGCGCCCAGCACCUUCCCCUUCCUGGAGACCCGAGGGCUCCUGCCCAUCCAGGGCAAGCAGCGGGCCAUCAUGGGCGCCAUGCACGAGCCCUCCUCGUCCAGGAGUUUCGAUGCAAACAAGGCGUUGCCAGGUGGACAUCCUGCCAGCCCCUUUCACACAGGUCCAAUGGACCUGCAGAAAUGGGCCCAGGCCCCAGAUGGGUUCGAAAAUGAGUUUUUUUCAUCGCAGGUGGGGAGGAAAUCUCAAAGUGCUUUCUACCCGGAGGACGACGACUACUUCUUUGCUGCGGGUCAGCCAGGGUGGCACAGCCACACUCAGGGAACAUUGGGGUUCCCCGUCCCCGGGGAGCCAUCCCAGCGGGAGGCCGCUCCGCCAGGUGGAGCAGGGCAAAGAAGGCAUGUGAAGAAGAGGCACAGGCGGCAGGGAAGGAGCCACGCGUUGGAGGAGCGCGAGGAUGGGGACAGGCUGUACGCCUCCAUGUCCAGGGCUCUCCUGUACCGGCUUUGGAAGGGGAAUGUCUCCUCCAGAAUGCUGAACCCGCGCCUGCAGAAGGCCAUGAGGGACUACCUGAACACCAACAAGCACGGGGUGCGCUUCCGUGGCAAGCGCGAGGCGAGGCUCAGCAGGGCCCAGCUUCUGUGCGAGCUCCGCAGCCGCGUGCGCGUGAGGACGCUGGACGGCACCGAGGCGCCCUUCUCCGCCCUGGGCUGGCGGCAGCUGGUGCCCGCGGUGCCGCUGAGCCAGCUGCACCCUGGCGGCCUACGCAGCUGUGCCGUGGUCAUGUCCGCGGGCGCCAUCCUCAACUCCUCUUUGGGGGAGGAAAUAGAUUCUCAUGAUGCAGUUUUGAGAUUUAAUUCUGCUCCUACACGUGGUUAUGAGAGAGAUGUUGGAAAUAAAACCACUGUGCGCAUCAUUAACUCCCAGAUUCUGACCAACCCCAGCCAUAACUUUAUUGACAGUUCUUUGUAUAAAAAUGUCAUUUUGGUGGCCUGGGACCCAGCUCCUUAUUCUGCAAAUCUUAACCUGUGGUACAAGAAGCCAGAUUACAACCUGUUCACUCCGUAUAUUCAACAUCGUCAGAGAAACCCAACUCAACCAUUUUACAUACUUCAUCCUAAAUUUAUAUGGCAGCUUUGGGACAUUAUCCAGGAGAAUACCAAGGAGAAGAUUCAGCCAAACCCGCCAUCUUCUGGUUUCAUUGGAAUUCUCAUCAUGAUGUCCAUGUGCCGAGAAGUACACGUGUAUGAAUAUAUCCCAUCCGUCCGGCAGACCGAGCUUUGCCACUACCACGAGCUGUACUACGACGCGGCCUGCACCCUGGGGGCCUAUCACCCGCUGCUGUACGAGAAGCUCCUGGUGCAGCGCCUGAACACAGGCACCCAGGCAGACCUGCAUCGCAAGGGCAAGGUGGUCCUGCCAGGCUUCCAGGCCCUGCCCUGCCCUGCACCAGGCCCCAUCGACCCCCAGGCUUAAAAGCGACUCUUGGAAAUUAAUGUGCAAUAAGGUACUACUGUUGUCCUUGAAGUCACAAAAGAAUACUUGAAACUAGAUUUUAGACGAUGUAGUCUUGAGUCUUUAAACUGUAAUUUAGUGGUGACCAUGAGAAUUCUUCUCUUUCUAAAGCCAUUGAGUAUUUAUUACUGCUUUGAAUAUAGAAAUGGAAUUUUAAAAAAUACUCAAGAAAGAUGCAAAAAAAAAAAAAAAAAAAGAA